This is a messenger RNA of Dermacentor albipictus, 5270 nucleotides long. RefSeq names its product prolyl hydroxylase EGLN3-like. The record is from RefSeq and is a predicted model, not a curated record. Gene Ontology annotation, molecular function: ferrous iron binding; L-ascorbic acid binding; peptidyl-proline dioxygenase activity. Lineage: Eukaryota; Metazoa; Arthropoda; Arachnida; Ixodida; Ixodidae. Gene Ontology annotation, biological process: cellular response to hypoxia.
UUCAGAUGCCGGCACGCCUAGGGAAACUUCCUUCGUAGUAUCAUAGCCUGUAUCUAGGAGCAAAAGCCUCCAGAUUUUCUCUCUCGCUCCUACUCUUACUCGCGCCUGCGCACCAACGACUGGCGAUGCCUCAAAUGAACGUCUCGUAGCAAAAGCGGUGCGAGUGCAACGUGCUUGUAAUCCAAGAAGCAAUGGUUGCGGUUGGUUGCUGCUGCAGUUGUAGUCUUUCAGCGCUUGCCGAGUCCUUACGCGAAAGUAUAUUCUCAAUUGCUGUGGCGGAAUGGCCGUGGUUUCUGACGCCGAAGACAUCUACUACUGUCAGUUCUGCGGCAGCACGUCUGAACUGCGCCGAUGCGCGCGGUGCCAUCGCGUCUUCUACUGCAGCAAGGAACAUCAGCGUCUGCACUGGCCUGCUCACAAGCACGUCUGCAAGCCAACCAACGCGUCGCCGCAUUUACAGCACCCUCCAGCACCCGUGUCUCCGCCGCCGCUGCUUCCGGCUUCGCCUGCGCCCCCUAUUGUGCCAGGCGCUGUGCCUCCGGUGAUGCCCGCCGCAGUUGUGGAGCCACCAGCGUCUUCAACGGCACCAUCAGUGCUCCCAGAUGCUGCCAGCAUUGCUGCAGACAUUCAAAAUUAUGACCCCAAUGACCCGGUCAACCAGGCUUGGUGGAACGACACCCUGUCCUCUUUAGGACUCAGCGCUGAGGGCGGCCCUGGUGGUGGCAAUGAUGGUGACUUGGCCAAUGCAGCCAGGCCCGAAGCCUUGAGGCCCCCGUCGUCCAGCUGGUUCCGACAGAUGUGUGCCAACGUGAUCCAUGAUCUCAACGCUUUCGGCAUUUGUGUCAUCGACAACUUCCUGGGCAAUGAGCGUGGCUCAAUGAUAUUUGACGAGGUAGCCAGUCUCUAUGGAAGGGGUGAGUUCCAGGAUGGGCAGCUGGUGAAGCAGCGCGGUGACACUGUGCGCGUCAUCCGGGGUGACCAAAUCAUCUGGCUGGAAGGCACCGAGGCUGGUUUUCCUGCUGUUGGCUUUCUGGUGCGAACUCUGGAUGCCAUCAUCAGUCGAUGCAACAACAGCAAAAAGGGGGGAUUGCUGCGACAGUACCGCAUCAACCAGCGCACCAAGGCCAUGAUAGCUUGCUACCCAAGCCAUGGGACACAUUACGUGAAGCAUGUGGACAAUCCAAACCAGGAUGGCCGUUGUAUCACCAGCAUCUACUAUCUCAACAAAAACUGGGAUGUCCAAACGCAGGGGGGCCUGCUGCGCAUGUUCCCUGUGGGCCAGUCCACCCAGGUGGCCAACAUUGAGCCCCUCUUUGACCGCAUGCUCUUCUUCUGGUCCGACCGCCGGAAUCCGCACGAGGUGCUGCCAGCCUACUCAAUCAGGUUUGCCAUCACGGUGUGGUACCUGGAUGCGGAUGAACGAAAAAAUGCACUGCGCAGGUUCCAGAGAGAAUCACCAACUGAUGAGCACAGUUCGAUGCAUCAGGUAGCUGACAUUAGCAUGCCAAGCAGGUGCCAAGCUACCAGCAGCAGGUCAGCAUGUUGGAACCGUUCGCCUUUGCCAGCUACCAGCCAGGACGCCAUGACGUGGCCUCAGGAUUCGUUGGUCACCAGUUCGGUGGACAGCGCUCAUGACGAAAGGCUUCCCAUCAGCAACCCGGAGUGCAACUGGAAUAGCACCAUCAGCAGUAGUAUGAACAACUCUGUGAGCUGAUGCGACAUGAAAAUUUGAAAGGGUGUUGCCAGCAUUGCAAGCUUGAGCUUGGUGUUCGCCAAUGGUUUAUCCUGAAUGCAGGGCUCUGCUGUGUAGACCAUUAGUGCAGCUUACCAUAGUGAGCACGUGCCACGCAGCUGAAAGAGAGGCUUGACCCCUGGGAAGACCUAGCUUCACCUGUCAGCCGUGUUCCAUGUCUGAGGAAGCAGCGUGCCUAAUAAGGGUCACAUGCUGGUGAACUUGGUAAGUAAUCUAACUGUGGUGGAACCAGCCAAAGAAUGCAACACGGGAAGGCAUACAUGUGCUGCAGACUUUUCAAAGGCAUAAAGGUAGUUGCGAGCUCAGCUGUUGUGAGCCAUGUUGUAUUGUAGGUUUCUGGCUGGUUCCACCACACUUGUAGCAUGCCUAGGGAAGUGAUGGCGGUCAGAAAAAAAAAUUGGUUUAUGGCCAGCUGCUAAUGAGCUGAAAUGCACUGUGUAAAAGGAACAAAGAACAUGAGUUCACAUAAGCUGGUUUGGUUCCUUGAACAUUCUUAUGGGGGCACAAUGUGCUGUGUACAAUGGCUGCUCGAGCACUGCAGGCGGUUGGCCUGUGAAAUUUGCUUCAUCAAAACGUGUUGGCCUAGUAAGUAGGAAUUGCUGUGAGACGUAAUAGCUACUAAAAUAAUGCGCACCAACCACAGACAUGAAAGAAAACAACAAGAUGACAUGGGCAGCGUUUCCAACUGAUGCUGCCCGUGAUUGUUUUCUUUCAUGUCUGUGGUUUUUGUGUGUCCUGGAAUUUGUUGAUAACAUUGCAUACAAUGAAAUUCUGAAUUAUUAAUUUCUUCUUGCCUUUUGAAAAUGCUCUCUCUAUUCACUUGGGAUUGAAGUAUUGUGAACUGGAGGAUAAAAAGAUGUCGCAGUUCUGCCUAAAAGGUGAGCAUCGAUUGUGAUAGCAAAUUAUUAGACAGCUAUAUGAAGUAAGGAUAGUAACUUUUCGGUCAUAUACACAUGUGAACAUUCACUUACUAAUGAAAUUAACAAGCAUAGUGUCACAGACACACAGGCAAACAUGAACACAUCUCAUUUUAUUACCGCGAACACUCGCAAUCAAAAUGCUGGCAUGAGAGCAGCGAGGGAAUUUACCUUCGUGCUGCAUCUCACUUCAGCGCCAACUAAGUGGCGAGAACACAGUGUACACAAAGCCAUCAGCCCUCGGCAUGCCUUGACUCGGUACCUACCACAAAUUGCUUUCAAAAUAAGGCCCUACACAGUCGUGCGAUAUGCACAGCUGCUGCCCGGGUAAAAGCUCUUACUGCCUUGAGUGCAAUGGAAGACGACGUGCGUCCUUUGGUGCGUGGCGAGAUGAAGCCACCGUCCUUCUCGGCUCACCCCUGCACGCAUUCACUCGCACCUGCAGUUAUGUGGAACAUCACGGAGGCAGCGUGCUGCAAUAGAAUUAUGGAAAACAAGUUUGGUAAGUAUAAGUUAGAGCAUCAAGAGUUUGCAUAGUCAAGCGCCAACUCCAAAACAUCUGAUGCUGUCACCUUUACCAGAACAUCAAGGGAGAUGGUAGGAGGUGGAAGCAGUAAUGAAAAAAUGUCACAUUUGUUUUGAAAAUGACUUGAUAAACAAAGCAUGACAGAAUAGUGCCCGCCAUUUUUUAUGCUAUAGCGAUUAUGUGGACACUCGAGGUGAAUGAAUGCCAUCCCCAUGUUAUUCUGUGUUCAGUUGAAGUGCGAUGAGAAUGAGUGGCCAGUGCAACGUAUGCUGCAGGUGCAAAUGUGAGCCAAGGAUAGUGGCUGAGUGUGUGCUGUAUUCCUGUGCGCCCACUGUUGGGGGGGGGGUCAGGUGGUGAUCAAGCAAGUGCGUGUGCCCUCUUCUAGCCCAGCCGUGGCUGCACAUGACAGUCCACAGAAAUGAGCCGUGGGUUGCGUGCUGCAUUUUGGAGGCAUUCUGCAGUGGCGGGGGUGCAAGGUGGAAGACAAGCCAGGAUGAUGGUUGGUGCCCUCAUAUGUGCUGUCUUCUUGCACACCUAGUGUUGGUGGCUGCAUGAUUGAAGUUUCAGAGAUGUAGUGAAGUGAAUGGCAGCGUGAAGCCGUUUGCCUCCCUGCUGCCUGUUGUGUCGGCAGCGGCAGGCAAGUGGGGGCCCGCGCCCAGCGAACGCACGGCGAGUGCCGACGCAGAGAAGGAUGACACGGAGCUAACUGCUCCUGCUGAAAACCGGACAAGGACUGCACCGGCUCGCGGCCGUUUAUUACUAAAAAGGACUUCACAUGCCAGAUGACACCUCCUGAUUGGUCCCAGCUCGUCACAUGACAGAAGGGGGGUGCGCCAUCUAGCUAAACUACUAUGAAACAUAAAUGUACGAUAACACAGAGAUCUGGCAGGGGGCGACACUAUAUUACACUGCCCUUCGCCACCGUGCGUACUCGCACUCAUCUAGUGAGAUCUGUUCAUGCUUGUCAGUGCAUGAGUGACGACAUGCUUGUUAAUUUAAUUAGUAAGCAAACAUUUUCUGCAUUUUAUAGAGGCAGUAAAACUGGGAGCAUUAUUUUUUGUAACCGUCUAAUACUUUGCUAUCGCUAUCAAUGCUUUGCCUUUUGGAUGAAACUGCAACUUUUCUUAUAGCCACUGUUAUUACAAUAUUAUUUUCAACCCGUCCAGCUGUAGUCUUCAACUAUGGUCACAUUAGGAAGCUUUAUGUCUGUUGUGCUUUGUGUUUCUAAGUUUCUGACAUAUUUCUCUUCUUUACCAAGCAGGCAUUGUUGGAAUGUUGUGUUUAAAUUUUUAGGCACCAAAAUAUCGCAUAACAUGAAGCCUCAAAGUGGUGCCCUUGCAAAUUCAAAUGCGACAAAGUCCUCUUGUGAGCCCUCUGUAGAUAUUUCUUGCAGAGUUGAACUCUGUUCUUUUAUUAGGCAGUAGGAGCGGUCUGUGCGGAACCUAUUGUUGAACCUCUAUAUAACAAAUGUGCAUAAUGAAUUAUUGCAUAUAACCAAGUAAAUAAGCAUUGUCUCACCACUCCCAUCUUUCACAGUGAGUCAAUUGAAUUCAUUUUAUUCUUCAGAAAACCUUGUGACUCGUCACAGGGACAAUCAGUUGCAUAUUACCGAACAAAGAUUAGAAAUUGGUUGCUGGGAAAGUAUUUGUGAUCUCACAGUGUAACAUAUAUAUGUUUAAAAUGACUAUGGAAUAUAACAAGGUUCCAAUGUUUUAGGGAGCCAUUGCUGCUACCAUGUAGAGCUGUGUAUUUGCAUAUGUGCUUAUCCAGUGUUUUCAGAAAAUGUGUUCAUUUCUGGCAUAACAUGACAGAUGUGUUUACCUUGCCAUGGUGUGCAGAUAGAAUGGGCUCGUCUGGCAGGGUAGUUAGUAGUUUUAUGGAUGGCUUUGCUGGGUACAACUGGUAGGGUGCACACCAGUAUUUUUAUGCACAUUCUGUUGACCUAGGCUGCAAUCAUAAAUGCGAGUGAAGUUGGAUUCUGUUCGCAUGCCUGAAUACAGAAGGGCUGGAUUGAGAUUGCAGCUGUGCUCUGUGCAGUUUAUGUAAUGCUAAUAAAUGUAUAACAUUUUCUGCA